This is a messenger RNA of Daucus carota subsp. sativus, 1037 nucleotides long. RefSeq lists its product as uncharacterized. The coding region runs from base 249 to 881 and encodes 210 amino acids. Lineage: Eukaryota; Viridiplantae; Streptophyta; Magnoliopsida; Apiales; Apiaceae. The transcript has 6 exons. The record is from RefSeq and is a predicted model, not a curated record.
AUAAUUCAAUAUUUAAAUAUUUAUUAGAAAAAGAAAAAUUUUGAAAUUAUCAAAUUGUAUUUCAUCGCGCAUCUGAAUGAAAUUAGAGGUGCCUCUACCCCUGCAACAAUUUUUGUUCCAAGCUCCGGAGAUAAUCUGUGGCCAAGUUCUCGGCAACUACAAGUCAAAUCGAAAUUGAAGUCCUCUGGACUCAAAAUUGGCCACUUCCUCGAGACGUGCAUACUGAAAAUUUAUAACUUUCGGGGUUCAUGGGGGCCUCGGAAUCAAGCUUACUUCAGAGGUCUGGCGACGAGAUAACUGUCGUUUCUGAGAGAUCAGAAAGCAUUGAUCCUGUUUUAGAGAGGCUUCGUUCCCUCCAAAUUGCGAAUCCGAUAUUGGAAUCUCUUCCAGCGGAGAGGAGUUUGACUGACAUUUUGGUUAGGAAGCCCUUGCUGUCUUCGAAUUCCAGUACAGUAGAUCCUCAAGUGCUACUGGAACUCUUUUCAAUGUACCGAGAUUGGCAGGAAAAGAAGACUCAGAAUAUCAGUAAAAGACAGGAAGAAAUAGAAAAUAAGAUAGAUGUCGCAGAUGCAUUGGCAGUUAAACUUCUUCAACGUUUUAAUUAUUCUGUCUCAGCCAUGAGAACUUCUUCAAAUCACCUAUCAGAAGUUCACUCAUUGCAGGUGGAGCUUGGUGAACUGAAAGGAAGGUUGACAGAGGUUAUCAGCAACUGUGAUGGUUUGUGCAAAAGAAUUGCUGCAAAUGGACCAGAAUCACUUAAAUCAACUGUCAAGCCAUUUGUGUUGGCCUCUUCGGACCCAUCAACAUCUUCAGCUGACACAGCUAGAUUGAAAGCAGAAACAGUUAGAACAGAACCUCAACCAAUGCCGAAGCCAACCUAGAUUGUAUAAUUUUUUUUCUUUUUUCUUUUGUUUUUCGCUGUACAUCUUUGGAAAACACACGUUGAGAUUACACAGAUGAUCAGCAUUUCUUCAGCUGUUUGACAAGUUAUAUCUGUUCUCCAGCUAAUGUAUAACCAUUCAAGGUUGGUUUUGAAA